AGUUUUACGAGGGUAUGUUUGGCAGCGCUACCAGGAUCCAGCGGCUGCCCCAAAUCGUGCGCGUGCUACGUUCCCACCGAAGUGCACUGUACCUUCAGAUAUCUGACCGCAAUACCAGGCCAGAUCCAGACGGCUGUGGAAAGAAUUAACCUAGGGUAUAACAGUAUAACCGUAUUGAGGGAGAAUGAUCUGUCUGGUUUGAAACACCUGGAGCUGCUGAUGCUCCACAGCAACACCAUCCACAGCAUCGCUGACAGGGCCUUUCAAGACCUCAAGUCCUUACAGGUCCUGAAGAUGAGCUACAACAGAGUGAAGGAGAUCAACAAGGACAUCUUCCAAGGCCUGGAGGGACUGGUACGACUCCACAUGGACCACAACCGCAUCGAGUUCAUCAACCCGGAGGCGUUCUACGGUCUCACCAUGUUACAGCUGGUCCACCUGGAGGGCAACCUGCUCCAGCAGCUCCACCCGGAUACCUUCAUCACGCUGAGGCACAGCCAAGUGUUCAAGGUGUCCUCCGUUAGGAACAUCCACCUGUCUGACAACCUCCUCGCCAGCUUACCCAAAGAUGUCUUCACUGGCUGCUCUCAGCUGGAGAAUGUCUAUCUCCACGGCAACCCCUGGUCCUGCGACUGUCGCAUGGCUUGGUUCCCAGAGUGGGCGGAGAGAAAUUCAGCUGCGCUGAAAUGCAAGCGAGACAGGAAGUAUGCCAGAGGUCAGGCCUGCCCCGUCUGUGAGACCCCCGCUCCCUCUAGAGGCAAGAGCCUAACCCAGCUUCCCCGUGAUGCCUUCACCUGUACCAAGCCCUGGAUCCACCCCCAUCUGAAGCAGAGGAACGUCAGCCUGGACGAGGGGGAUUACACCCCUGUCUCCCCCCGGGACUUCAUAGCCCCCAUCGGAUCCCUGCAGAUGAAUCUAACAGCUCAGUUCCACAAUGACGCUAGCCUUACCUGCACAGUCCAGAGACCAUCAGCCAUGGAGAACCUGACUCUAACCCAGGUGGAGGAGGGGGAGAAGAACGUGACUAUGCUGUCCACCACCAUCUCUACAUGGCUGGUCUGUAAUAUUGACUAUGAGCACAUCCAACAGCUCUGGCGCAUCCUGGCUACGUACAGUGACGUUCCCAUGAGACUAGAGAGAGGGUUGAUGCUCUCCAGGACCCCAGACAUGAUCUACAAGUACACCCAGAUCAGACCAAAGGAGGGACGUGAUGAAAUCCACACAGACGUUGAGGCUGAGAUUAAGGCUUCACCUGCAUGGUUGAUGCAGGGAGAGGUCAACUUUCAGCUGGACCGCACUACAACCACAUUCUCCACAUUGCACAUUAAGUACAGGUCAGUGGUCAACCUGCGUGUGGAGAACAAGGUGUCGCAGAGGAGGGACCGUUACAGCUGGACCAUCAUCAAACGAGACAACCAGACCCAGACUGAGCACUCUGUCCUCAUAGGUGGGGUGGUGGAGCUCAACUGCAAGACCUUUGGGGAACCAAAACCCUCUGUAGAGUGGAUCUUAUCGGACGGCAGUAAGGUGCGGGCACCCUACUCCAGCGAAGAUCGCAGGAUAGUGAUCACCGCUGAUGGCAGGCUGACCCUGAGAGGAACAGACACCUCAGACACUGGGCUUUAUCGCUGCAUCGCCACUAACUACCUGGAUGCAGACGUGCUCAGCUUCCGGGUCACCGUACUGUCUCCCGAUGUGGAGGAGGUGGAGGUCAACGGGGUCAAGCUCUCACGGCCUCUGGGCCAGAGCCUGGUUCUAGACUGUGGGUCCGCAGGCAGCCCUGAUGCCUCGGUCCAGUGGAUUCUACCUGACCACACAGUGCUGGAUAAAUCCUAUGGGAACAGGAAGCUCUAUAGGAACGGGACUCUAGGAAUUAAAGAUCUGACCUCCAGAGACCGGGGGUUUUACAGGUGUCUCAGUGCUAACUACCUGGGGGUGGACCUGUUGACGUCCCAAGUGACAGUCACUGGGGAGGGGUCCAGAAAGGUGACAGUGGUGGAUAGAGAAGGGUCAGGGGCAGAGGCUGGGGUUGAGGUUACCGGGGCCAUAGAGGAGAGGGAGUAUUCCCACAGUGAGGUCCUUUCCUCCAGCCCCUCUGACAGAACCAUCCAGGAGUCCAGGACCAUCACAUUAGACAGGCCCUACCCCAGACUCAGGUCUUCCUCUCAGGGCAGAGGAUCAGGGGGCUCUUGGGAGAGAAGGAGGAGCCCAGCCAGCAGUAGACGCAUAUGGAGCAACAGGAGGGUAUUUGAUCAAGCCUCCAGGAAAGUAAACCCCCAGAGAUUUGCAGAGUUCAUGAAGAAGGCCCAAGGUGGUUUAACAACAAAGACAAAGAGUGUGAAAGAAAAAGGUGAUUCAGAGCCUGACAUGUCUGGGGACGGGGAUGCUGGAUCUGGGGAGGGUCUGUCUCAUGAGGACAGACUCAUUGUUUUACAAACCAGCGUCAUGCCAACCACAGAUACUCCAGAUGAAAGUAUGAUGGGUGUAACUGCAAGCAUAGAGAAUUUAAAAAAUCAGAGUAAUGUCAUGGCAACCACCGACAACAGUGAAACCAGUGUCAUGACAACCAUGGAGAUCCCAGAUGACAGUCGGACUAGUUUCACUGUAACAACAGAAAAUACUGACAGAGUUACAGCAGUGACGACAGAUUCAUACACCCGGUCAGAUGCCACACCCAUCGAGUCCACAUUCACCCACAGCAGCCACAACACAGGGAGUAUCAAUGAAACCACAUUCACCCACAGCAGCCACAACACAGGGAGUAUCAAUGAAACCACAUUCACCCACAGCAGCCACAACACAGGGAGUAUCAAUGAAACUCAGGGUGAGGCCGGCUUUCAAUACAGCCCCAGAAAUAGUGGGUCUAGUGGUGAGUCGUACUCUUUGGAGAGGAACACGACAGUACCUCUGAGACAACCCGUCACGCUCCUCCUCGCCGUGACCAACACCACAGACGAGACCCAGAUCCUGUUCUCCAGAGAAACACCUGCAGAACCAGAUACCUCCACCGGGGCGGCGCUAUCGCUCCUCACCGAUCCCAAUGUCACCCUCAUGAUGGACAGUCCCAGAUCACCCCACAAAGAGUCUGAGAUCCACACAGCCACUGACCCAGACAGCCAGACCACCUUCACUGCAGUCACCACCACAGAGACAGAGCAGGAUGAGAUCACCGUCCACACCACCCAGAGGAUCAAGUCCCCACGUCUGCCUGCAGGCUCCACCAUCAUCUCCCGCCAGCAGAUCCACAUCAUCCCCCCUAAGAAUGGCCGAGGAGGAGGAGGAGGAAGAGGAGGGGGACGGAGGAGGAACUUCCCUGGCAGGAGGAGGUUCAUCAAGCCCAACCGGAUCACAGACAUCCAGUCCAUCCUGAACAAACUCAAACAGCCCACCACGGUGAAGAAGCAAGGCAACAGCACAGUUCCCUACACUAUGGAGCUGACCACAGAUUGUGACUGUGAUGAAGAUGAGAAGAAGACAGGUGGUCAGCGGGUAGUCAAACCAACAACAUCGCCUAAAGCACCCAACGUCCCUAGCUCCUCUCUAGGAAGAACAGAGAGACCCACCACCACAUACUCAACAGAAGCCCCCACCACCACCACCCAGCCCACCUCCACUCACUCUCAGUCCCCCUCCACCACCCAGCCCACUUCCUCUCACUCUCAGUCCAGAGGUGAGGUAUCCAGCAGCUACAUGACUUCCACUAAUGCCCCAGAGUCUGACCCAACACACGACCCUAUGACGAGCACAACAGAUGAACCAACAACCUCCACCAUCACAACCACAACUGCCUCCAAGAUCGUCCGUGGUAAGAACAUCUGGGGCAAGCUGUUUGGGAACAGGGACAGGCAGAGGGAAAUAGUCAACAGACUACGUAAACCAGCCAGGCCCUCAACCACCCCAGAGGGCUCAACAACAGUCCAAUCAACCACCACCACAACUACAACCACAAUCGCACUGCCCACCCAGCAGUCUCUGGCUGAACCUGUGACCGAGUCACCGUCUAGAGCAAGUAAACACAGAGAGACCCCAGAAAGCUCAUCAGACGAUGACUAUGGAGAUUCAUCGCCUGACUCUGAGGCCUCGACCACACCCCAGCCUGGCACUAGCCGUGGAACUACAACCCCAGCCUAUGACUACAGGUCCUCCCCCACCACAGAGUCUUCCCCAGACACCCAGGCCAUCGCCUCCCCACCUGCCCCAAGAGAAGACACAGAUGAGGCCUCGUCCUCUGUGUCUGAAUCCGGAGGGUCAGCGGGGUACCUAUCCCGUAGAUUUGGGGGAAACCGGAGACCAAAUGGAGGGUCAGUGGGGUACCUAUCCCGUAGAUUUGGGGGAAACCGGAGACCAAAUGGAGGGUCAGUGGGGUACCUAUCCCGUAGAUUUGGGGGAAACCGGAGACCAAAUGGAGGGUUAGGGGGCAGGAGGCCUUUCAGGGGCAGGAGGCCUUUAAAAAAAAACAUAACAACUACGGAAGCCCCCAGCACCACCAUAGAAUCAACAGAGCCUUCAACCACCAUGGAGACCACCAUGGAGACCACCACAUAUCCCAUAGAAACCACCAUGGAGACCACCACAUAUCCCAUAGAAACCACCAUGGAGACCACCACAUAUCCCAUAGAAACGACCAUGGAGACCACCAUGGAGACCACCACAUAUCCCAUAGAAACCACUAUGGAAACCACCGUGGAGACCACCAUGGAGACCACCACAUAUCCCAUAGAAACCACCAUGGAGACCACCAUGGAAACCACUAUGGAAACCACCAUGGAGACCACCACAUAUCCCAUAGAAACCACCAUGGAAACCACCAUGGAGACCACCAUGGAGACCACCACAUAUCCCAUAGAAACCACCAUGGAAACCACCAUGGAGACCACAAUGGAGACCACCACAUAUCCCAUAGAAACUACCAUGGAAACCACCAUGGAGACCACCAUGGAGACUACCACAUAUCCCAUAGAAACCACUAUGGAAACCACCAUGGAGACCACCACAUAUCCCAUAGAAACCACCAUGGAAACCACCAUGGAGACCACCAUGGAAACCACCAUGGAGACCACCACAUAUCCCAUAGAAACCACCAUGGAAACCACCAUGGAGACCACCACAUAUCCCAUAGAAACCACCAUGGAGACCACCAUGGAGACCACCACAUAUCCCAUAGAAACCACUAUGGAAACCACCGUGGAGACCACCAUGGAGACCACCACAUAUCCCACAGAAACCACCAUGGAGACCACCGUGGAGACCACCACAUAUCCCACACAUACCGUCUCCGUCUCCAAGCCCCUGUACACGCCGUCCAGAGAAUCAGAUAGGUCUGCAGUGACUGUGUCCACUGACACGACCUCUAAGGGGAAAACCACCACAGACUCCGACUCGUACGAUAAUGAGAACUGGACAGAUGAGAUGAAGUCCUCUACUAACCGUCCACGAGCCUACACUUCCAUCACCAGGCCCAGAAUGACCUCUACCACAACUUAUCCAACCACCACCUCAAGGCCUUACACUACAUCAUCAACCCGCGUCCAGACUAACACCGACCCCAUCAGAGUGAACACUAACAUCAGGCGCCCGUCAGGGAGAGACAGUCGUUACCAGAUCACACAGAGACCCAUGAUCAGGAGAACCAGGCCCAAGGUGUCCAGUAACAGGGCCAGCAGAGGCCCAGACAAGACCCUGACCUUUGACACACUGACUAUUCUGGAAGCAGAGCAGGGGCACGCCAAAGCCCCCUACAGCAGCAAGGACAUAGACGAUGCCAUCUCCAACGCCUAUACCCACAUCACCGGCUAUGAUACGACAACGGCUAAGAUUGUGGGCUUUGAGCGGUCCACCAAGGACAUGCUCACCAAGCCCAGGAUCGUGGGAGGCAACGCUGCCAGCUUCACUGUCCUGUCCAAAUCAGACGCCUUCCUGCCCUGUGAGGCCGUGGGCAGCCCUGAACCCACCAUCAGCUGGAAACGCUUCUCUUCAAGCACUGGUAUGGAAAAUAACAGGUUUGAGGUGUUCCCGAACGGCACUCUGUCCAUCCAGAAUGCAAACAUCAAAGACCGUGGUCAGUACCUCUGCCUGGCUGAGAACGAGCAGGGGUCGGACAAGCUCCUUGUCACCCUGUCCGUGGUGGCCUACCCCUCACGCAUCCUGGAGCCCAAGGUACGGGAGAUCAAGUCCCACUCAGGGAAGACAGUGGAGAUGAAGUGCAAGGCAGAGGGUCGCCCCACACCUCUGGUCUCCUGGAUCCUGGCCAACCUCACCCAAGUCAGGGGCCACAACUCGGGCUCCAGAGUGUCAGUGACCCCAGAGGGCACUCUGCUCAUCAAGCAGGUGUCUGUGUAUGACCGGGGCCACUACAAGUGCAUCGCCAGUAACCCAGCAGGAGCUGACACUGCCACUGUCAGACUGCAGGUGGUGGCAGCACCUCCUGGCAUCCUGGAGGCCAAACGACAGCAGGUCCAGGCCGGUGUGGGUCAGAGCCUGUGGUUACCCUGUACCGCUCAGGGCAGCCCCCAGCCCACCGUGCACUGGGUCCUCUAUGAUGGAACGGCGGUGCGGCCCCUGAAGCCCUCUGUGGACCCCAGGGUGUCUGUGUUCGCUAACGGGACGCUCCACCUGACCGAUACGGCCGGCACGGACAGUGGGAAGUACGAGUGCAUCGUCACCAGCUCUACAGGGUCGGAGCGCAGGGUGGUGACGCUGACGGUGGAGAAGAAGGAGAUGGCUCCUGAGAUCGUGGAGGCAUCACACCGCAGGACAGAGCUGGCGUAUGGGGACCAGCUGAGGCUGAACUGCUCGGCCACCGGGGACCCCAAACCCAGGAUCAUCUGGAGACUGCCGUCCAAGGCUGUGGUGGACCAGUGGCACAGGAUGGGAAACCGGAUCCAGGUCCUGGACAACGGCACCCUGGUCAUUGACUCUGUGAGUGACAAGGAUGCUGGGGACUACCUGUGUGUGGCGCGCAGCAAGGUGGGAGACGACCUCCAGCUCAUGAAGGUCACUGUGUCCAUGAAGCCGGCCAAGAUCGAUCCCAAGAUGUACGGCAAGAAGCAGGUCCCCUACGGCAACGACCUGAAGGUGGACUGUAAGGCAUCUGGAACCCCAGAGCCAGAGAUCUCCUGGGGCCUGCCGGACGGCACCAUGGUCAACAGCGCCCUGCAGUCAGACAGCAGUAGUGGAGGGGGACGCGCACGGCGAUACAUCCUGUUUGAAAAUGGCACGCUCUAUCUUAAUCAGGUGGGCAUGGCGGAGGAGGGAGACUACACGUGCUACGCCGAGAAUCAGAUGGGCAAGGACGAGAUGCACGUCCACAUCACCGUGGUGACGGCAGCGCCACGAAUACGUACGCCCAGCCGGACCUACGCCCAGGUGAAGCCUGGUGGCAAAAUCCGCUUUGACUGCGAAGCCACGGGCGAGCCCAAGCCCAAAAUCCUGUGGAUGCUCCCUACUAACGACAUGAUCGCAGCCUCCAACGAACGCUAUCUGAUGCACGUCAACGGCUCCCUGGACAUCCAGGAUGUUAAGCUGGUGGAUGCUGGGGAGUACGUGUGCAUGGCUCGCAACACCGCCGGGGAUGACAGCAAAGUUUACAAGAUGGAUAUCGAUGGCAACCCUCCGGUGAUCAACGGCAACUCCCAGAACAGGAUCGUGGUGAAAGACACGGCCACCAAAUACUCCAGGAAGUUCAUAGACUGCAAGGCCACUGGAGAGCCGCUUCCCAAGAUUACCUGGAUCAUGCCAGAUAACAUCUUCCUGAACGCUCCGUACUUCGGCAGCAGGAUCAACGUCCAUCACAAUGGAACGCUCGAGUUCCGGAACGUCCGGCCAACAGACAUGGCGGAGUUCAUCUGCAUGGCGAGGAAUGACGGAGGAGAAGCAGUGAUGGUGGUGCAGCUGGAGGUCACUGACAUGCUCCGAAGGCCUAUCUUCAAGAACCCCUUCAACGAGAGAGUAAUGACCCGUAUGGGGAAGACCACGGUCCUAAACUGUUCUGCAGAUGGUCACCCAACACCAGAGAUCAUCUGGCUGCUACCCAACGGAACCCGCUUCAUCGGGGGCCCCAACCGGGGCUCACGCCAACACCUAGGCAACGACGGAACCUUCGUCAUCUACAACCCCAGCAAGGAGGACGCUGGGAAGUACCGCUGUGCCGCUAAGAACUCGGUGGGCUACAUUGAGAAGCUGAUAGUUCUGGCGGUGGGCCAGAAGCCUUUAAUCCUCACCAGGCCCAGAGGGAUCAUACGCAGUGUGUCUGGUGACCCUCUGUUCCUUCACUGCCUGGCUGAUGGUAGCCCGAGACCCAGGAUCUACUGGACCAUCCCUGGGGGCCACACCCUGACCAGGCCGCAGGUCCAUGGACGCCACCAGUUGAUGGAGAAUGGGACCCUGGUGGUCAAGGACACCACCCUCCAUGACCGGGGAAACUAUGUUUGUCGGGCGCGGAACGACGCUGGCGAGGCGGUUCUCACAGUGUCAGUCAUCAUCAUCGCCUACCCUCCCCGCAUCUCCACGGGACCCCCUCCCACCGUGACAGCGAUGGCGACGGCGCCCAUACAGCUCAACUGUGCUGCCAUCGGGAUCCCAAAGCCAGAGAUUACCUGGGAGCUGCCUGACCGCUCUGUGCUCUCCACGGCGGGGAAAGGGCGGCCCACGGGCAGCGAGCUGCUCCACCCUCAGGGCACGCUGAUCAUCCAGAGACCCACCACAGCAGAUUCUGGCACCUACAAGUGCCUGGCCAAAAACCACCUGGGCACAGACUCACGGGUCACAUAUGUACGUGUGCUGUGA
Molecule: messenger RNA, 8784 nt
Organism: Salvelinus namaycush (lake trout)
Lineage: Eukaryota; Metazoa; Chordata; Actinopteri; Salmoniformes; Salmonidae
Product: immunoglobulin superfamily member 10-like
Exons: 10
Cellular component (GO): extracellular region
Molecular function (GO): protein binding
Source: RefSeq, a predicted model, not a curated record